AAAAAAAUAAAAUAAAAAAAGAAAAGAAAAACAAAACUGUUCUUCUGGAACGAAGACGAUCAGCGAUAUCAAAAGCACUUCCCCAGUCUCCUGGAAUUAUCUUCUGCAGUCAACUCCACCAUAUUCCUAAGUUUCUCUCUCAAGCUCUUUGCAAUGCCAAAAGGAGAAAUAAAAAUCUUCUUGGGGAAGGACAUGGCAGCCGAGGAGGCUCUUGACUUGUCAACUUUGCAGUCUCAGCUAAGUGAAACACAUGAAAUGUGGAACCAGGAGAUGGAAAAACACCAAUGCCAGGUAGAUUUUUUACAAGACAAAAUUAUGGAGGUAAAGGCUUGCUUACAGGGUCCGGAGGAGGAAUCAAAGGAGGUAGAUGUUCUUUGGCGUAGGGUAAAGACUACUGCAACUUUGUUGGCUUACUUGAAAUCAAAAGCAAGAGUGAUGGCUGUUCCUGAUUUAGCCCAUAAGUCAUGUGGCAUCAAACUAUUAGAAGGGGUAGGGCUUGUGGAUAAGGAAGGUACACCGUUGUCUGGAUGGUCAAGGAGCGCUGAUCUCGCUUCAUUUGACUGUGUAGAUGAAGAAACUUGGACUGGAAUUAGUAGACAACAAGAUUCUCUGGAUGAACAAGAUGGAGCGUAUAUUGGUGAGUUAAUUAAGUCUGUGCAAAUGGUCACUGAUGUUAUGGAAGUUCUAGUUAAGAGGGUCAUCAUGGCUGAAUCUGAAACUGCUAUGGAGAAAGAAAAGGUAACUUUGGGCCAGGAAGAAAUCAAAAGAAAAGCAUUCCAAAUUGAGAAUAUGUCUAUGAAGUUAGAAGAGAUGGAAAGUUUUGCUCUGGGAACAAAUAACAUUCUUAAUGAAAUGAGGCAGAGGGUUGAGGACUUGGUUGAAGAAACUUCUAGACAGCGGCAACGAGCUGCUGAAAAUGAACAGGAGCUUUCUCGUGUGAAGCAGGAUUUUGAGUCUCUGAAAUCUUAUGUUAGCAGUCUCAUUAGUGUAAGAGAAACUCUUCUUUCAUCGGAGAAGCAAUUUCAAACUAUUGAGAGGCUCUUUGAAAGGCUAGUUGCUAAGACAACACAGCUAGAGGGUGAGAAAAAGCAGAAAGAGGAUGAAGUUCAAAAGCUUAUGGAAGAGAAUGUAAGGUUGACAGCACUUCUUGACAAGAAAGAAGCGCAGCUUUUGGCCAUGAAUGAACAAUGCAAAGUAAUGGCACUAAGUUCUUCAAACAUAUGAAAUCUGAUCUCAUUGUCUAUCUCGUUCUACUGCCUGUUGGACUGCGCUGCCUGGUUGCUUAGUUACAACAGACUAGAUCACCAGCCAGAUAAAUAUUAGGUGGGACAACUAAUGCUGCAUAGGCGUGUUUGCAACAGAUACUCUUGAAAGUUUAACAUGGAACUUGAAUUAUUGCCAUUGUUGUGCUUUCGAAAAUUGAGCCAGUAUGCAUGGAUGCAUAUUAUUGUGCUUUCGGAACACAAUUUUCAUCUUUUCUGUAAAGGCGAGAAAUCUCUGUGUUUGUCGAACAUCCCACCUUACUCGCUGUCUCUUUUCAUCUGAACUUAAAAUUAUAGUGCUCUGUUCUGAUACAGAAACACAAUGAAUGUAUGUUCUUAGGGUGGAACCGGAUGACAAAUUGUGUUUUAUAUGUUUCUUAA
Gossypium raimondii (Peruvian cotton) is the source of this 1643-nucleotide messenger RNA. RefSeq lists its product as uncharacterized. Bases 154 to 1224 code for a protein of 356 amino acids. Lineage: Eukaryota; Viridiplantae; Streptophyta; Magnoliopsida; Malvales; Malvaceae. Gene Ontology annotation, biological process: response to red or far red light; negative gravitropism. The transcript has 3 exons. The record is from RefSeq and is a predicted model, not a curated record.